GUCUGUGUUGGUUCGUCUGUUUAGUUCAUGUCCAUACAGAGUCCUGCACCGUGCCAGGAGGCCCACAGAUUGACCAAGGAACUCAGAUGAGACCGAACUGCAACAAAAAUCAGUCGGAGCUUGAGUGGCACAUCGGGUGAAGAUGAUGGUUGAUAACGGAGGUCCUCACCUCAGGCAAGAUGACCAGUCUCACUGCUAAGGACAAGGACACAGUCAAGGCCUUCUGGGCUAAAAUUUCUGGAAAGGCUGAGGACAUCGGCACUGACGCUCUGUCCAGGAUGCUGGUGGUCUACCCUCAGACCAAGACCUACUUCUCCCACUGGAAGGACCUGAGCCCCGGCUCUGCCCCCGUGAGGAAGCAUGGAAUCACCGUGAUGUCUGGAGUCGCUGAUGCUGUGUCCAAAAUCGACGACCUGAAAGGAGGUCUCCUGAACCUCAGUGAGCUGCAUGCCUUCACUCUGAGGGUGGACCCUGCUAACUUCAAGAUCCUGUCCCACAACAUCCUCGUGGUCUUGGCCAUCAUGUUCCCCAAAGACUUCACCCCUGAGGUCCAUGUGGCUAUGGACAAGUUCCUGGCUGCCCUGGCUCGGUCCCUGUCUGAGAAAUACCGAUAAACUGCGAACAGGAGCAGUAGCAGAUGACAGACAUGAG
Molecule: messenger RNA, 651 nt
Organism: Seriola dumerili (greater amberjack)
Lineage: Eukaryota; Metazoa; Chordata; Actinopteri; Carangiformes; Carangidae
Product: hemoglobin subunit alpha-1
Exons: 5
Coding region: 180-614 (144 amino acids)
Biological process (GO): oxygen transport; hydrogen peroxide catabolic process
Cellular component (GO): hemoglobin complex; blood microparticle; haptoglobin-hemoglobin complex
Molecular function (GO): oxygen binding; iron ion binding; organic acid binding
Source: RefSeq, a predicted model, not a curated record